Messenger RNA from Manihot esculenta (cassava), 2119 nucleotides. RefSeq names its product APO protein 4, mitochondrial. NCBI's taxonomy places the organism in Eukaryota, Viridiplantae, Streptophyta, Magnoliopsida, Malpighiales, Euphorbiaceae. The record is from RefSeq and is a predicted model, not a curated record. Bases 446 to 1429 code for a protein of 327 amino acids. The transcript has 4 exons. Gene Ontology annotation, molecular function: RNA binding.
AUGGCUCAAGCCUUCGGCUCAUUUGGGAUCCUGUAGAGAUCAUUUUCAUGUAUGGAUUGAAGAGGCUCCCUUAACCAUUGAGCCUUUACUUUCGCUGGAUUUUGUCCUGAUUAAUAAUAUUUGCUAGGUUUUAUAUAUAUAGAAAAAAUCAACGGUAAAUUGAUUUAAAUUUAAAAAAAUUUAAAUUAUUUUAAAUUGCAAAUAGAAAAAUUAAAUAGGUUUUGACAAACAAUAGAGAGAGUGAAUUGCAAUUUACCCGAUUUAUUUAUUCUGAUAAGAACACAAACCAGCAGCUCCAGUUUAUGGAUCGCAGUCCUUUGAUCCGAUAUCGUAUCUCAAUUUGAUGCAUGGAGAAGCUAUUGGCUUGAUUUCCUACUCAUACAAACAACGGAUUAUACGUCAUUUCCGUUACCUUUCGCGCAAAUCUUGUUAAGGGUGGUCUUAAAUGGCGUUGAGGAAGAUGAUGUGGCAAAAUUUUGCGGGAGAUUGUGGUAAACACAUUUCGCACUUCAGAUAUUAUAGCUCUCGAAUUGACUGGAAAAAGCUGCGUCCCAUGAUAUUGAAGAGAAUUGAAAAUCGUGCUAAGGACUAUCCUGUUCGGCACAUGGUUCCAGUGGCUCAAGAGGUCCUCAAGGCUAGAAUGCUUCUUAUUCAAGGCGUAUAUACUCUCAUGAAAGUGAUUCCCGUAGUUGCUUGCAGGUUCUGCCCUGAAGUAUAUAUCGGAGAGAAAGGCCAUUUAAUUCGGACUUGUUGGGGCUACAGACGUGGUGCUAAAAAUCGAGUUCAUGAAUGGAUUACUGGUAGUUUAGAUGAUAUACUUGUCCCAGUACAGACAUUUCGCCUGAAUAAUAUGUUCCAAAAGGUUAUCAAACAUCACGAAAGAUUCGAUUUUGACCGUGUUCCUGCUGUUGUUGAGUUAUGCAGGCAGGGUGGUGCUAUUCUAACAAGUGAAAAUUUGUACUCUAGUACGAGGACUUUGGAUAGUGUCCAUAGUUGUGUUGAUGGAGCUCAGUCUAUGUCGCCUGAGGAUCUUAGGUUUAUAGCUGAUGGGACUUUGAAAGCAUGGGAGACUUUGAGAUCAGGGGUGCAAAAGUUGUUGUUGGUGUAUCCAGCAAAAGUUUGUGAGCAUUGCUCAGAAAUUCAUGUUGGGCCAUCUGGACACAAGGCUCGCCUUUGUGGCGUAUUUAAGUAUGAGAGUUGGCGUGGAACACACUUCUGGAAGAAGGCAGCGGUAGAUGAUCUGGUGCCCCCAAAGAUUGUAUGGAGGCAACGGCCUCAAGAUCCCCCAGCUCUCUUAAAUGAAGGGCGGGAUUUUUAUGGACAUGCUCCAGCAGUGGUGGAUCUAUGCACAAAGGCUGGUGCUAUAGCACCAAAAAAGUAUUCAUGCAUGAUGAAGAUUCAGGGUUUGACAGCAAAAGCUCAAUAUUGAAGAUGUCUGCAUAGUGAAUAUGCAGUGGGUUGGCCAUCAAGGUAUCCUGAUCUGCCGAUUUUGGAGCCCAGACAGAGUCUUGAUCAAGUUGCUGGAAAGGCUCACUGAUGCAUAGAAGAAAAUAAGCAGUAUUGGCACAUAACAGGAAAUUUUUGUGAAAUAUCAUGGAUCAUUUUGCAUAUCAAUUUCAAGAUGGGAUUUACUGCCUUAUUUGGACAUAAUCUGCUUCAACAUUAACCUUGUGUUCACUCCAGCCAACAGUCACAUUUCCAGUUUGUCUUUUAUUUCAGUUGGAAACCAGUUUCAGAGUUCAAAACCAAUGCUGAUAGGAUUCACCUGUGUUUGAGACGUUGGAAUAUGAAAUGAACAGCUGUUGCAAUUCUAUUGUAAGUUUUGAUUUUUCCAAUUGGCAUAUCUACUUUGAGAAAUGUAUGCAGCUUGCUUGUUUCAUGUAAUGUAAUAGAGUUCUAGGAUGGCUUUUCUUCAGUUGUUGGAGAACACAACAGUAACGAGAGGAUGUACUAGUCCGAAAAGGACAGAAAUGUCAACUAUUUGAUUUCUGAACUUGCUUUUUCAUUUUAUUUUAUCUUUCCUUUCUUUUUUGAACGUCAUGUUCAAGGAAAUUCAUGCAAAAAGGAGAAAAAUGCCUAAAUAAUGCAAGUACAAUUCCUUAUUAUUAUUAUUCUACCA